AAGGCGCCUCGGUCUGACAUAACCCUAGACCUACUUUCGUUUUGUAGUGUAGAAAAUCUCGUGCAUUACGACACACACAGGAAGAGGUACGUCGUGUUUCAAUUAUCACACAGGGCUUUCCAUUUUAAAAACAACGACUAGUGGGCUCAUCAUGGGUGGAUCAGCUGUUCAGUCUGACUCGUCAGAAACACAAGACAAUGUAGGAUUUCUUGACUCUCUUCAACAAAUCAACGAGUAUUUUGGUCUUCAAGAAAAGAUGGCAGUCAUUCAACAAUCUGCUUCAGAUCACCCAAUCGCCGCCCUCUUCCUGAUGGUUACCAUAGUGAUGUGCAGCCUGCCGUUGUUCUGUUUUUUCACUUUUGUAUUUGUUUUCACCAUAUUUGGUUUCACUGGAUUUGUCGUCUUUGAAGGUGUGGUUUUGACACUUUCCUCCAUACUACUGGUGGGAGCUUUGUUUGUGAUGGGCCUUCUCUCGUUUGGACUCUUCACCUUCAGUUUUUCCUGGAAUAUGGUGAAUCAAGUGUCAACCAAGUUUCCUCUCCCUGAAUGUGUGACUGCCAGACUACCAGACAGGACAAACAAGGAUAAAGAAAUGUAAAGGAUGUUUGUGGUAUUUCAUUAGAAAACAUCUGGUCACACCAUUGCAUCCAUUCCAUUCGAAAUAACUUUACAGAAUUAGUCAUGAUGUUUUGAUUAUCAAUCAUCGAUACCAGGAAUCUAGCAUAUUAUUUGUCUUUGUGAAUCUCCCAUUUAUAUUGUUGCUAACAUCUUAUCUCUGUAGAUUUUAACUGCCAAUAACCUUGUAAAUUAAUUUUCGUUAUUGAAUAAUGUUACAGUGACUGGGAACAUAAUUGAAAAAAGAUAAUGUGUUCCAAUGAAGUAAUUACAUCCUACACCAAACAUCACAUUUACAAUAAUGAUCUUCCAGGAUUUUCUUUUUAUGAUAUUGGUUCCCAGCCACCGUAUCAUAGAUUACCUUACACUUACCUAGAAUAAUACCUGACCGGGAAUCAUCUCGGUAUUUCUGACAUUUCCAAUUGUCAUUUAUGUACAUUGUAUGUAUUUUGUCCAAUUAAUGAAUAUUUGUAUCCAAUAGAUACUAUAUGUGUAUACUGAUUAUUUUUAAAGACUUGUUUUGGUGGUUGGUUAUACUAUAUACAUUAUCUGAAUGUAAUAGUAUUAUGUUGAAGUUUGAUGAAUAAAAAGUAAAGUAAUAUCA
Pecten maximus is the source of this 1219-nucleotide messenger RNA. RefSeq lists its product as uncharacterized. NCBI's taxonomy places the organism in Eukaryota, Metazoa, Mollusca, Bivalvia, Pectinida, Pectinidae. The transcript has 3 exons. The record is from RefSeq and is a predicted model, not a curated record. The coding region runs from base 152 to 598 and encodes 148 amino acids.